Molecule: messenger RNA, 1628 nt
Organism: Xiphophorus couchianus (Monterrey platyfish)
Lineage: Eukaryota; Metazoa; Chordata; Actinopteri; Cyprinodontiformes; Poeciliidae
Product: cyclin-dependent kinase inhibitor 1C-like
Exons: 3
Coding region: 109-765 (218 amino acids)
Biological process (GO): negative regulation of cyclin-dependent protein serine/threonine kinase activity; negative regulation of mitotic cell cycle
Cellular component (GO): nucleus
Molecular function (GO): cyclin-dependent protein serine/threonine kinase inhibitor activity
Source: RefSeq, a predicted model, not a curated record
GUACGGCACCGAGGUACAUUUAAACCGAGCUACGAGGGGGCAGGCAGACACGCACUUCCAGCGCAACGAAACAACAACUAAACCAACACCUGGAUCUUCUUUUCGGAGAUGUCCCACGUCCAGCUAUCGAGCAGUGCGCUGGAGAGGCUGGUGGCCCGCAGGACCUUCCCUCUCCAAAGGCGCACCGGCGUGUGCCGCAGUCUUUUCGGGCCGGUGGAUCACGACGAGCUGAGUCGGGACGUGAAAGCCAAGCUGCGGGAGAUUUCCGAGCGGGACCAGCAGAGAUGGAACUUUAAUUUCGAGGACAACACGCCGCUGGAAGGGGACUACGAGUGGGAAGAGAUGCCCGCGGAGAGGACGGCGGCGUUUUAUCGGGAAUCGGUGCAGAGCGGCAGGACGCGCGUCCCGGCGACGCCCGUAAAGCAGACGCCCUUCUCGGAAUCCGUUAUGUCGGAGAGCUCCGACGGGGAUGUAAUGGAGCGCUUAGCGGUACCGGAGAGCGACCGCAGCGUCGUCGGCGGCGACGGCGAAAGUAGCUCCCCGACCCCGGCGGAGGUGAAUCAGGAAAACCGGCCGGUCACAGGGAUCUCAGGGACUCGCAGACAGGCUCCCCGUGUUCGGCGCAAGAGGUCGGCUGCUGCUGCUGCUGCUGAUGACAACAACACGCACAUCACAGACUUCUUCGUGAAACGAAAGAAGGCUGCCGACAGACUUUCCAAGUCUCCCAUCUCGUUGGAACAAACUCCGCGAAAGAGGAUCCGUUGAACGUGGCGUUUUUCUUCUUCUUCUUCUUCUUUUACACUUUUUUUGUUGUUGCACUACUUCCCUGCGCGUUUUUGAGGAUUCCUACGGACCGAGAGCCGCUUUUGAGGCCGCCGGAGGAAGAGAACCGGGGACGGGGACGGGGGGGAGUCCCGCUUACUCCGCCGGCUCGAACCUCGGUGAGCCCCGGCGGAGCGGAGCCUCGACACCGCCCGCAGCUCCUCUCAGGACCGAACGGUUUGGGAACUCAAAGGGGGGGCGGGUGGAUGGAAGAAGGAAAAACAAAAUAAAUAAAAAAAACUAAAACGAGAAGAAAGAAAAAGGAAAAUAAAAGGGAGAAAAGUUUCGUUUGGAUUACUUCUAUCCAGUACAAAUGUAGCAUUCAUUGUUGCUUUUGCAUACAGCCACUCGACAGUGUUAAAUGUUUUAACAUCUGUGCAAUCCUAGAGAAAAAAAAUAUAUAAAUCUUCUACACUGGCCAAAAGUGUACAGCUUUAUAGAGACAGUAGCGUUUGUUUGUUUCUAGUCGUUGUGUUUUUUCCCCUGUAAAUGUAUAUAUGUUAAGUUUAUUCUAACUUAUAAGUUAUUUAUGUUUCUCUUUAUUUGUCAAAUGCCUUGCUGAUUUUAGUCUGUUGCCAAUUUUCGAUUUUAUUUUAUUUGCUGUUUCUUUUUUUUUUUUUUUAAGAUAUUGUGGUGUUUUGCAAUCUCGUAGCUUCCCAAUAGUUGUUAAGCCUAAAAAAAAAACACAACUGAAUUUCUUUGUUGUAUGGUGUGUGUUUUAUUUUUUUCAUACAAGUGCCCUAAGUAAUUUUUUUGAAGAAAAAAAAAAAAGAAAGAAAAAAAGAGGAAAAUAAAAUAUCUUCAAA